AUGCGAGUUCAGAUAUUCGCCGCCCUCGUUGCCCAGGCUGCGUUAUCGCCGUGCUUGGCUCUCAUAGCCCCAUCGAAGAGCGAGGUAUCAACACCGGCAGCGCUAUGUAACACCCCAAGUAACCGAGCAUGCUGGAUUUCCGGCUUCGACAUCAAUACCGACUGGGAAACCAGCGUGCCCAAUACGGGUGUCACGAGGACUUAUACCUUCACAUUAUCCGAGGUUGACAAGUACGUUGGGCCUGAUGGCCAGGUCAAAGAGAAGGCAAUGUUGAUAAAUAGUCAAACACAGGUCCUAACAGGCUGGAUUGUCUUAGACUGGGGUGAUCGGAUUAACAUCACCGUCGUCAACGACCUGCGAGCGAAUGGCACCUCCUUUCACUGGCACGGGAUUCGUCAACUGAACAAUAACAUCAACGACGGCGUCAACGGCGUGACUGAGUGUCCAAUCCCGCCCAACGGUGGCACCAAGAUUUACUCGUUUCUCGCUACCCAGUAUGGGUCGAGCUGGUACCAUUCCCACUAUGCGCUUCAGAUUGCCAACGGGCUUACGGGCUCGAUCCUGAUCAACGGGCCCGCGUCUCUGCCCUACGACAUUGAUCUCGGCGUUCUCCCAAUUUCGGAUUGGUACUACGGUUCAGCCGACAACAUAUUCGCCCGCGUGAACGACCCGGCAAAGCCCUUUAUCCCCGGCGUCCCCGGAUCUCCACCGCCGAGCGAUAACAUCCUAUUCAACGGAACAAACAUCAACCCAACCGGGCCCGGCGGGUCCUACGCCCGGAUACUUUUGACGCCUGGGAAGCGGCACCGCCUGCGUCUCAUUAACCCGAGUGUAGACAAUACCUUCACAGUGUCCAUAGUUGGACACUCCAUGACGGUCAUCGCGAAUGACUUUGUCCCGGUUGAUGCCUUCACCACAUCCCAUCUAUACUUGAGCGUCGGCCAGCGAUAUGACGUGACCAUCGAUGCCAGCCAACCGGUCGACAACUAUUGGAUCAACGUGACCUUCUCUGGGACCGGGGCGUGCGGGUCCUCUAAGAACCCGCACCCAGCAGCGAUUCUAUCAUAUGCUGGGGCUGGCAGCACCAAUCCCACAAACACGGGACGCCCCCCUCCCGAAUCACUAUGUGCUGAUCAGACCGACUUCGUGCCUAUCGUGACGCGGGCAGUACCAAAGGAGCUUUUCACGGCUGCCCCAUCAGAUUCCCUUGCCGUCACAUUGGACGUAGACUCGAAGAGUAGCAACGUGUUCUGGAAGGUCAACGGUAGUUCCAUGGAAGUCAUCUGGGAGAAACCUACGUUGGAGUUCAUAGCGCAGAACAACAAUUCCUACCCGGCGAACGAAAACACCAUAACCAUCCCUGACAACAGCAAUUAUAGUAUCUGGUUGGUCGAAAACGGGUCUCCUAUUCCACACCCUAUGCAUCUCCAUGGCCAUGACUUCAUGAUCCUAGGACGCUCGGUAGCGCCAACAAACCCCCUGUCCCCAUCGGCGACGCCUGUAGUAUUCGAAAUAGCAACAGACGCUAGUUCGCUGGAAUUCGACAACCCGCCGAGGCGUGACGCGACAGUAUUGCCCUCUUUCGGCUGGCUGGUAAUAGCAUUCCAGAACGACAACCCUGGAGCAUGGCUAUUUCAUUGUCAUAUCGCGUGGCACCUUAGCCAGGGCCUCAGUGUGCAAUUUCUUGAGCAAGUCAACAAGGUCCCACAAGUUAUGGACCUAAACGAAAUAGAGCCUAAUUGCGAUGCGUGGAGAUCGUACGCGCCGGCGAAUCCGUUUGGGGGCUUGGACUCCGGCCUGAGGAGGAUAUAG
Lasiosphaeria miniovina is the source of this 1812-nucleotide messenger RNA. RefSeq names its product laccase. Bases 1 to 1812 code for a protein of 603 amino acids. Gene Ontology annotation, molecular function: oxidoreductase activity; copper ion binding. The transcript has 7 exons. The record is from RefSeq and is a predicted model, not a curated record. NCBI's taxonomy places the organism in Eukaryota, Fungi, Ascomycota, Sordariomycetes, Sordariales, Lasiosphaeriaceae.